Messenger RNA from Batrachochytrium dendrobatidis JAM81, 1548 nucleotides. RefSeq lists its product as uncharacterized. Lineage: Eukaryota; Fungi; Chytridiomycota; Chytridiomycetes; Rhizophydiales. The record is from RefSeq and is a predicted model, not a curated record. The coding region runs from base 1 to 1374 and encodes 457 amino acids. The transcript is spliced from 3 exons.
AUGCAAAACGACACAGAUCUUAAUGCGCUUGCGCGACAGCUUACACAAGUUGGAUCACUUGGUUUACUCAAGCUUGUAAUUUCUAGUUUUCAUAUAGUACUGAUUAUAAUAUGCAUACCAUUAUUUAUUCGUGAGCGAAAGCAGCCCAUGAUUAAGCACAGAUCAUGGACAAUUAAUAUACUGGGAUGUGUGACAACAACAACAUAUAUCACUCCAUUGUGUUGUUUUUUGCCUACAUACCUACGACAUUAUUUUCUCCUCCAAUUACCUGUUCUUCAAACAAAGCUCUUGGACUAUGAUACAAUGGUGGAUCCUGAAAAGUACAAGAUUCACUCUCGUGCAUUAAUUCAAACAAAGUUUUUAUCAAGUGAACUUGGAGCUUGGACGUUCUUUUUAAUCAACAGUAUUCCUUGUUUUAUUAUUCUGCUAUAUUUUUUAUCCAUCACGAAUUUGGACAAAAUGGCGCUUGGACUACCAAACCCAACAGAUGCGUCGACUACAUAUAUCGGUUUGGCACAACUCGUUGUUUCUGGAGUGUUUCUUCUUUCAUAUGGUCCUAGAUCACCAAAAGAUAAUUUUCAAAUCAUGACCCAAUUCUACAUCGUCACUGCUUUGGCAAUAGGAGUUGUUUUGACCUCUUUGAUAGGAAUUGUAUCGGGAAAUUCAAAUGUCAUAAAAAUAUGUCAUAUAUUUUCAGCAGUACUGGUAUUUCUAACCGUCUCUGUCGACCUGAUCAUCCCCUUGCAGUUUUUGCUUACCAACAAGCGGUAUAAACUAAGUCCAAUUCGACUAUCUACUGGAGCUCUAAAGAAACGCUCAGUCAAAAAGCCAGGUCAUUCUAUGCGUGUGCAAGUAAACCUAAGUCAAGAAAAUGCACUCAGUAAUGGUAUUUCAAGUGGAGAAGGUGCAACAUCUGAGGGAUCUCGCUCAGUAAAAAGUCAAUCUUCUUGCGCGGGGAAAGUUGCAAACUUUUCUGUGCCAAAGAUUCUUGCUGAUCCUAUUCUCUAUGAUGCAUUUUGUGUGUAUCUUGCCCGUGAGUUUUCUAUGGAAAGUCUGCUUUUUAUUGAAGCGGUAAGGUGGUACAAGAAACAGAUUACAGCGUCUCCAACAAGAGACAAUAUUAUUGCACUUUCUGAAAAGAUUCACAACGAGUUUAUUGCUCCAAACUCUGUGAAUGAGGUCAAUCUGCCUAAAAAGGAUGUCAUGAGACUCGAUAGAGAGCUACAGUCUAUUCUUGAAGGAGAAUCUUCCCUGGCAAGCACCUUGGCUGUGUAUGAUCAAGCCGCAGCACACAUUGAGCAAAUGUUGACAUUGAACCACUUGCGAAAAUUCGUAGCAAGCUCCAUAUUUCGUGAAGCGACGGAAGCAAAGUAGGAUAUGGUUUAAAAAGUAUAAUAAUGUCCGAUACCUGUUUCUUGAAAAACUGCAAUAUAGCAGAAUUGUUCAAGAUUUAGCGUUUGUUCAUUUUGAUGGUUGAAAUUGCCACCUAAUUAUUGUAGAUUUAGUAAAAUGUAUUGAAAUAAACGAGAGCGAUACGUAUACGCAUCU